AUAUACUAGGUGCUUUCAUGUGGGGAAAUAUUAGGCAUCAAUGAUGGGUCUCCUUGUUGGUUCAUGGCUCUCAGUUGCCAUUUUUCUCCUCAGGAUCCCCAGAGAUCAAGGUGCAGAUAUAAUUGGAGGGAAAGAAUCAAUUCCACACUCGAGACCUUUUAUGGCUUUAAUUCAGGGAAAAGUUAUGUGUGGAGGAACAUUGAUCAAACCAAACUGGGUGUUAACAGCAGCCCACUGCAAUCUGGGGGAAAAUCCCAAAGUGACUCUUGGAGCUCAUUCGUUGAAAAAGGCCGAGCCUUCAAAACAGAUCUUUACAGUUGCUAAACGGAUUCCUUACCCAUGCUUCGAUGAGCAGGCAAAAGAAAAUGACCUUAUGCUUCUGCAGCUGAAUAGAGCAGCAAAGAUCAACAGCAAUGUGUCUCCUGUUAAGCUUGCCCAAACUUUCGAUGACCUCAAGGCAGGAACAGAGUGCCUUGUAGCUGGAUGGGGAGUUGUUGAUAAUAAACAGAAGAAGCCAGCUGAUACAUUACGGGAAGUCAAUGUCACCGUCAUAGAAAGACACAUCUGCAAUGACAAGAAGCACUAUAAUUUUCAGCCGAUCGUGACAAUGAAUAUGGUGUGUGCUGGCAGCAAAAAAGGAGGGAAGGACACAUGUGCGGGUGACUCUGGUGGUCCUUUGAUCUGCAAUGGGCAACAAAGAGGCAUUGUCUCCUUCGGCAAACUCUUAAAAUGCGCUGAUCGCCAAUUCCCCGGUGUUUACACUCGCCUUACAAAGAACUUUCUCAAUUGGAUAAAGAAAACCAUAGGGGGUGACUUAUAGAAUGUUUACUCAUCAAUUCACUAUGUCUAAGCCAUCUUCUUAGUUUACAUUUGUGCCAUUCAUCUUCGUGGGCGGGGGGUGUUCUGCCAUGCACAUCAGCUCUAUGGCUGACACUUGCAUAACAGAAACACUCAGCUGACUUGAUGGAUUUUAAUUGAACAAUUAAUCCAAGUGCAUAGAUUUGCAUGCAAAUGAUACAACAUUCAGAUAAGAAAAUUGUGACAAUUGGGUAGCACAGGGGAUCGUGCUGGCAGAGGAUUCUGGGACUUUUACUCCAAAAAAGGAUAUUUUUAUUAAGUUUGGGAGGGAUGCCUCAGAACUGAGCCUUUUGUCUGGUCUUCCCCUGCACGGCUCAUGGAUCCCUGAUCAAACUGUGAAGAUAUGUUUGAUGGGCACGAAUAUAGCACUCAGCCGUUUACUGCUACAUAAUCCAUAAUUCUUCGCUAGUUUGGUAUCUUGUACUUACAUUUGCUAGCUUUUGGGUACAUUUAGGAUAUUAAAACAAUAGGAACUCUUGUGGGACCUUAAAGGCUAAGAAAUAUAUUAUGUGACAUGCAUUUUCAUGCUCUAUUGUACAUUCAGGGGCAGCAUUACCCUUAGGCAGAUGGAGGUAAUCCACUCCAGUAGCAAAUAUUGGGGACGCACCAGCGCUACCUGAGAGCUGUGUUCCCCCUCAUUUUUUUUU
Pogona vitticeps (central bearded dragon) is the source of this 1505-nucleotide messenger RNA. Its product is annotated as granzyme A. The record is from RefSeq and is a predicted model, not a curated record. Gene Ontology annotation, molecular function: serine-type endopeptidase activity. NCBI's taxonomy places the organism in Eukaryota, Metazoa, Chordata, Lepidosauria, Squamata, Agamidae. Gene Ontology annotation, biological process: proteolysis.